Messenger RNA from Arachis duranensis, 2277 nucleotides. Its product is annotated as flocculation protein FLO11. The annotation marks the transcript as partial. The transcript has 5 exons. The record is from RefSeq and is a predicted model, not a curated record. Lineage: Eukaryota; Viridiplantae; Streptophyta; Magnoliopsida; Fabales; Fabaceae.
CUUGUUUUGUCGACGAUGGCGACGAUGCGGGCGGGUCGGAAACCUACCGACGUGGAGGUGGAGCUUAUGAGGGAGGCUCGGAGCAAGCUCGCCGAGCUCUGCGUAGGGCUCGCGCCGAAGGAUAUCGUUGGGAGGGAAGCGAUUGGGACGGUGAUUGAGGAUCUUGGAUUGAACGGCAGGGUUAGGGAUCAGAGGUUAGGGUUUCGAACUCCAAAGAUGUCAAUUGCUGAGAGGUAUACGCAUGCUAAGUGGAAGAUGGAAGAAGCAAAGAGGUAUGCUGCACCUUCUACAACGUACACAUCUCAGCCUGUGCAACCAAGUACCAGUGUAACAGUUGACAACCGUGUGGCUCCACAUGGUGUUCGUGUAUUUCCACCUGAUAAUUCAAGCCACAUAGCGAUCCCUUCUUCGGCAACAACGGUGUCCAUUCCUUCUCAUGUUUCUGCAGGAUCGUCUUCUACGUCGCAAUAUCAGGCGACUAGCAAUGAAGUAAGACCACCUAUGGUUUCUGGUGCAAUACCUAGCACUCAUCUCGGGAGAAAUUCAUCUCCGAUGGUAGUGCCUAAACUUGAAAACCCACAGGUCAGAGCUGAUGGAGGAUCAAAUGGGUCUUCUUAUGUGCUUAGUAUACCAGCAAAUUCUUCAGCAAACCAACCUUUGGCAAAUGCUCCACCAUGGUCAAUACAGACUCAAUCUGUGUCGUUAGCUAGAACAGCAUUGGAAAACAAGGUGCCUGCUCAUAACACUGUCAAGGUACAAGGAACAAGUGAUGUAGCUUCUUCAAGGGCAGGUUCACAAAUAACAGCAGAUCAGAGCUUUAGGCCAUUUAUUACUCAAACAGCACCUGUAAACUUGUCUACUAUGCAACAGUCUUUCCAGGGUAUGAACGUUGCUCAGCCUCCUUCAAUUCCUACUCAUGCUGAAAUUGCAAAGAUUGUCCAGAAAUUGUUACAACCAAAGCUUCCUGAGCAUCCGACAUGGACUCCUCCAUCAAGGGAUUAUAUGAAUAAGGCUUUGACAUGUCAAGUGUGUGAACUCACUGUCAAUGAGGUUGAUACUGUGCUACUCUGUGAUGCUUGUGAAAAGGGAUAUCACUUGAAGUGUUUGCAGCCCUCGGUUUUAAGAGGAAUUCAUAAUAGAGUGGAUUGGCAUUGCAUGAGGUGUUUGAAUUUAAGCGGUGGAAAGCCUAUACCUCCAAAAUAUGGCCGUGUCAUGAGAUCAUCAAACACACCACCGAAAUUGCCCACUACGGUUGGAGUUCAGCAACCUUCUGAGAAGAAAACAGGGAGCUUAGAUCCAAAGGUCAGCCAGCAGAAUUUAACAACAAAUGGGAGCACUGCUCCAAUAGUUGCUACCAGCAAUGUCAAAGUUGAGCCACCAUCUGAUUCAAAGACUCCUGGUACAAAGGAUAUACAUGGUACCGGAUCAUCCAACAUGGAACAUAUUGAUCAGAAACCUGACCCAAACAUCUCUAUGAAAUCCCUUAAUGCAGCUUCUGUUCCUUCCAUUGACUUUCCUGGUGAAAGUUCUGCUCAACAAAUUAAUCCUGAGCCUUCAACCUGUAAAGAGAGUUCAACCUCUAAAGAGUGUUUCGAUUCCAAGACCCUUCCUAAAUUAUCUGAGCCAGGUGAAUGUGACAAUUUGCAAUCAUCACAAGACUUUCAAGCUGAGCAGAAAGUGUCACAGGGCAAUGCUGUAGUAUUAUCGGAUAAAAAAGUUGACAGUAGUUUAAUGAGUAAUGAACAAAAGGAAUCACAAUCAGGAGAAAGCUCAACUUAUGAUACCAAGCGAGAUGGCCAAGAUGUUGCACUAGCAAACUUUGAUGGGAGUUCUGGAACUAAUGCUGAAGUUAGACAACACUGUGCGUUAUCUUCAGAUAGCUCGCAAGUUGUAGAAUGGAUUGGUGAUGUUAUACACAUUGUUGAUGAGAAAAAGUUUUACAAAUCUUGCUGUGUUGAUGGAGUGACAUAUAGGCUUCAUAGUCAUGCUCUUCUCCCAUCUGGCCAUGGCAAAUUAGCACCUUCUAAACUUCAGUCUAUGUGGGAAGACUGCAAAACUGGGUUAAAGUGGGUUAAGGUGACGAAAUGCUACUUUCCUGGUGAUUUGCCUGGGAACAUUGGUCAUCCGUGUAUAUCCGAAGUUAAUGAGGUUUAUGAAUCUAAUAGUGAAAGAACUGAAAAGGCUAGCUCUAUUCGAGGUCCAUGUGAAGUCCUUCCAUCUGAUAAAUUUAAUCAAGAAAACGACAGACGAAAUCAGUUGGGAAUUGAGGCAAAUGCU